AAGUUUUUGUCCUUCAAGUGUCUUCUGUGAAAUGGCAAGUGAAGGAUGUGAUGUUGGACAGAGAACAUCUAGAAAUAAGCAGCACUUGCAAGAGCUUCCAUCCCACUCUAUGAAAAACCUGAUGUUACCUCCUAGAAAUGUCGAUGUGCGUCGUUGUGGUCGCAGAUCGGCGAUCUUUAUUGCGACUUGGUCCCUCUGCCUCGUGUUGACCAUCCAAUUCGUCGCACGCCUAGAUGCGGAUGUCGUGGGGACGCCAGUUUUAUGCAUAUGUGAUUUUUAUACAUUAGUUGCAUCGUCCGACGUCUUCAGAUUACCGAAGGCCUCUACUUCAACACGAAGCGAAUUUCUACAAAGAUAGACACGAGAACCACGAAAACAUGGAGAGCUUCUACUUGAUUCUUCUUUCAUAUUCCGUCAGCAUGAUGUUCAACCGCACACAUUUUCUACGUGCCUGGAUGGCUUUGGGCGUCACACUUGGGUUGCUGCCAGCUGCGAUAGCGUUGUCCGUUUCCUAUCGCCGGCAACUAGAGCGACUUCUGUGGCGAUUAAAGCUAUGCGCCUCAAAUAGUUUUGGGGAGGGACCGAAAUGCCACAGUCCAUCGAGUUUGGUGCAGCCCCUUUUUAGGGUGGAAAGACAUUAUGCUUUUCCCAGUAUGUAAAAACGGUGUGUGGAAAAAAUCUGAAUCUAUUUUUAGGCAGCUUAGGUUGUCACGACGUGAUUCGUCAAUGAGUGAAUGAACUCCUCUUGGAAUUUUUUCAGCGGUUGGUGAUCACUAAAACCUUGUGUAAGAGCUGCGUCGGACGACGUUGUCCACUGUACUAUGGCAGCUUGUUGUACUUCUAUUGUCGUAUGAAAAGAUGCUCCACGAACGAGUAUCAUCAGGCUGAUGAAAAUUGAGUCACUUUGCUUACGAAAUUGAGAUUAUUCUCCUCGCCGUGGUCGGCGUUCCAACGAAGCUCCAGGUGAAGACUCUAAAUUGACGCGACUGCUCCCGCGGAGACUGUGCUGAUUUUAAGGCUUAUACGGCGUACUAAUUCCGUCGGACGAAUGUCCUCAGCCUUUUCCAUUUGGGUUUCUAUACGUCGGACUGCUAGUAGAAUCAAGCACUGCUAGAGAUCACAACAUUACUCGCACUAGAAAGAGAACCAGCCAUGAUCCUAAGUAAAGCGGCACAUGCGCAGAUCCUAAGUCCAGAUGUCUCACCGGUUUCGGAUGACAUCCCGGUGCGCAGAGAGGCGCUAGUCCGUGGACGACAAGGACAGCAGGGAUGUCAUGCACCAUCCAUGAUGACACGACCACAACAACAGAGACAUGAGGAUCAGAGGCCGCUAAAGUCAGACGACGAAUCAAGUCAGACAUGUUGUCCUGCGAUGACAAUUCCUUUGGCGAUGGAGCUGGCAUGCGCUUUCGUCUCUUUUCGGAAAUGGUUGUUGCCUGAUCUUUGGGCUGCGUUCAGGUGCAGGACUUCGACCACAGCAACGGAGAAAACAACUUUUCUUUGUGCGGGGGCAAUAAAUUAAGGCUCAGCUUUCAAUGGUCACCAUUUAGAUUGGAGUCACUGAGAUCGAAGAAGCGACCCCUUCUUGAGAGAACCAACAGGGGAAAUAGACGAAGGGAAAGGAGAGAGCUUUGAAGGGGGUCUCUUCCGUUCAGCAUCAGUGGCCAUUGAAUGCUGAGCUUUAAAUAAAGGAGCGAAGAAGAGUCGCAAGACCACUCAGACACGAACAGUUACGAGUGCUUGUGUGUCUUGUUAAGGCUAGUUGAGCUUUUUCGACUUUCCUCCUUGUGCUACACUGAUGUAAUAAAACGACAUAAAUUAUACUUGUAGCUAUGAAAAGCUUGUUUGUACCUACUUGCCUUCGAUUUUGUAGCUAUGACAAGCUUGUCAAGAUACCGAGUUUAGUAACAGCCUCACUCUAAUCUGACUGCGCAGACGUUAAUCGUGAACGGAGUCGCACUGUGGCAGCUAGCCGUUUGGCCAUGGCCUUCACAUUACAUGCGAGAAAGGGAAGGUCAAUACCUCUUCAUGCACGAAAAUCCGCUACAGUGGCUUUUGCAUGUUUUAUUAGGAGCAGAACGUACUUACGCAUUAUCUAUGUCCUCUAAAAGGGAUUCUACUAUCAAUAUUAAAGGUUUGCGUUUUACUGGAGACAGAACGACAGCUGGUCCUGGGGAAAAAGGUUAAGAUUCUCGUUCUUUAACGUGGUUUCUGAGGAGUCCUCUAACAGUCGGCGCUCAUGUUUUCUUCGGGUCUUUUCCGAUGCACUUGCUGGUCAUGCUGUUUUUGUCUAGGACUAUCGCGUUUGAGGCCACUGUGAUGGACGCACCUCCUUCGUCCGCAGAGGCAGACAAGUUAAGAUAAGCCUCUAGUCUAUUUGUACAUGAUUCGUCAAUGAAAGUCGAAGUACAUAUUCUGGUCCUCUGGCACUACUAAAGACGAAAUACGCUGUAGUGAAUGUUUUCUGGUGCUUCUCUAUCAAGAUUGUCCGCCCAUUACAGCAGAGCUUUAAGAAAGACGACUGCGGCCACUACGACGGAAGGUAGAGUACUAGAGGGUCCGCGAUUUGAUUUGGUUGCUAACGCAAUUGUAGGACCCCCAGUCUCCACCAUCGGCUCCACAAUCUUCUCGACGCGACCCCAAGCUGUUGUUGUUAAGAUGGAAUCUUAGCAAGUAACAGUGGUCCUCGUCCAUGUUUGUUCAGUAUACGGGUCCCCCCGUCUGCCGCGGCCAUGAUUUGUUCUUGAUAGACCGCAUUCGAUGCCCAUGAUUUGUUCUUGAUAGGUAAAUGAAUGAAUGAAAUUCGUCAUGUACUCGUCAAGAACGUAUCUGGCCCUUCUUCUAAGAACAGCCGAUUUUCGAAUCUGAUUCCUGCGCCCCAGAGAGACGUGAUCUUCUCGGAUUGGGAACAGAGUCCGAAGAUAGUAGCGCUAGGACCGGUAUGAAAGGUUUCAAGACUUUCUAGAAGCAAGUAAGGAACCUCGAUUCCGAAGAUAGUAGCGCUAGGACCGGUAUGAAAGGAGCUAGAGUCCGAAAAUCGCAGCGACAAGAGUCCGAAAAUAGUAGCGACAAGACUUUCUAGAAGCAAGUAAGGAACCUCGCAAUUCUAAAGACUUAGUAGAUAAGUUCUUGCCUGACCUUUCUUUUUUCGGUUUUUGUUUUUCCUAGUUAGGAGUGCUCCACUGAUACUAUUACUGACGAAGGAGUAGACUUUUGCGGUGCCCUGUUUCCUCAGUUUCUCAACUUUUUAUCUUCUCUCAACAUAUCUUAUUUUCGUGCUUGUUUUUUGAAACCUUUCUUUUCUCUCAUAUGCACGCGUAGCAGAGGCGCCACCUCCUUUUCCGCUGCACCCACGCGCAGCAGACUGUGUAUCUCCAUUGCAAACGUCGAAGAUCGAGUUGGACCUUGGUCAUGAGCCACCAGCAAUUCCAUCUCAGCAGCCACCAGCAAUUCCAUCUCCAAUCGUACCUGCGAUAGUUGGAGGGAAAUCCGACCCAGAAGAUGAAGAUGAGAAAUGUCCGACGCAGGAGGGAGCAGCCGCUGCAAAGGGGUCCUCGUUAGGACAUCAGACUCAUCAAGAUGAUAAUGAUAACGAUGAGAAUAAUAACGAUGACAACAUAUUAACCUCGACGAGUAGAAUAGGCGACGAUGAGCACAUGUUAACUUGCACAUCCACAAGAAUAGGCGACGAUGAGCACGUACUAACUUGCACAAGAGCUACAUGGAUCACCGCUGAUUCAGUGGAUCGUGUGCGCCCGCGUGUGGAUCGUGUGCGGGGGAGGAUUUUGAUGCUUGAUCUUCUAGCGCUAGGCAUUACAACUGGAGGAAUGCUGAUUGAUUCUCUACUGUUGUCCAAACGCGACAAAUGGCCAGCGGGUGAGGAGGAUUAUGCUUAAGACUUGGAUGUUGUAGUAGGAUUAGAGAUUACGUAGUUCAAGACGUCGGUCCUACUUCCACAACUCUGCUGGCUGGUCAUCAUGCUGCUCCUCUAAUAUUUUCAAGCCUGGAGCAGGGGCUAACUACAGUUACAGCUAUACUCGUAAUAACUCAUGAUACAACGUAGACCUAGCAGCACAACUUCAGAAAUGACCCUUUUCAUUUCUCACGCAGAAGUCCUGCCUUGCACAUAGCGGGAUUGGCGCAGUACACGCAUAUUGGCUUGCUCAUAGCGUAUAUUUUCUGGCUCGGCACAACAAGGGACUUUACGGGCUUUCAUUUGCACUUGGACUGAAGAGUGGCGCUACUAAUCAUGGGACUUCAUAAUCAUGGGACUUUCGUCUUGAUGGUUCUUGAAAGACCGUUACUGCGCCAUUCUCUUU
Molecule: messenger RNA, 4318 nt
Organism: Amoebophrya sp. A25
Lineage: Eukaryota; Dinophyceae; Syndiniales; Amoebophryaceae
Source: the annotation of a GenBank genome assembly